AUGUCUGGCGUUCGAAAUAUUACUGUUCCGUGGGUGCCGCUGGACGAGUUCGACUGGUCGUUCGCCCGCACCGGCCCGUUGCCCUGGAACCUGACAGUCUGGUGUCUUCUCGCCGUCUUCACCUCUCUCCCAAUAUGGAUGACCGUCGAGCUUACUGCCUGGGUCCUUUAUGCUUUCGAGCGGUGGAGCGGGAUCUACUUCUGGUCCGUCCUAGCUACGACGUGGGGCCUGUCGAUCCGCGCCAUAGGCUUCCUGCUCAAGUUCUGCGUGCCCCAGGCGAACUGGAUACUGACAUACGUGCUAUCGGAAGUCGGUUGGGUCGUCAUGGUAACCGGGUUCAGCAUCGUCCUGUGGUCGAGACUGCACCUCGUCAUCCCGCCUAGCACGCGGAUCCUGCGCGCCGUGCUCGCCAUGAUAAUCAUCGACGGCUUCCUGUUCCACGUGCCGACCGUCGUGUUCCAGUACUUCAUAUCGAAUUCGGAGACACACGUGAGGUACCUUCCGUACAUGGACGUGAUGGAGCGUGUCCAAGUCUUGGCCUUCUCGGUGCAAGAAGCCGUCAUCUCAUCCGUCUAUAUCUGGGGGACCCUGCAGAUGCUCAAACUGUCCCUGAACGCCAAGGCCAAGAACACCCUGGCGUUCCUCAUCAUCGUGCAGGUAGCCGUCGUGCUGGCCGACAUCCCUGUCAUCGUGCUCGACUACUGCAAUUACUUCACGCUCAAAGCCGUCAUACACUCCUUCAUCUACGCCUUCAAGCUGCAGAUCGAGUUCGUCGUGCUUAAUGAGUUCAAGCGCCUUGCCAACGGCGGGAUGACGGGUGGUAAUGGGUCUCUCGGGAGAAGAUCCGAUGACCUUGCCCCGUUCAAUGCUAGGCCUCUCGAUGUGCCGAAAGAGGGCAAUAGCAUCGGCGUGUAUAAUAACUCGGGUGUGUCGGUGGUUGUGUCGGCUGGUGGACCGCCGUCGUCGAGGGCGAACCGGUCUGAUUCGACUGGUCAGCGUGCAGAGCAACCUGAUGCUCUCGAGGCCCAAUACCUAGGAAGGUAUGGUGUGGCCAUGUGA
Daldinia caldariorum is the source of this 1059-nucleotide messenger RNA. RefSeq lists its product as uncharacterized. Lineage: Eukaryota; Fungi; Ascomycota; Sordariomycetes; Xylariales; Hypoxylaceae. The coding region runs from base 1 to 1059 and encodes 352 amino acids. The transcript is spliced from 2 exons. The record is from RefSeq and is a predicted model, not a curated record.